AAAAGCCGCCAUCUAAUGAGGAGCGAGGUGCGGGGCUCCGGAGCGUGCGCUUCCCGCGGUGCCAUCUAGUCCUGCGGGAGGCAUCCCGGACCCACACCGCGGCCGCCCAAGCCAGUGAAAGUCCCAGGGGCCUGAUAUCGCUCCCAGCGCUCGAGGACCGAGGCCUGCUGUGGAGGACACCGUGCUCCCUCGGGACCUGUUUUGGAUUCCGGCCCGGGCGUCCCCUUGGAGCUCUGCAUCUCCAACCUGGAACCCAACCCAGAAGGCUCAAAUUCGACGCAUCACGUGGCGAGCGGAUCCACUGAGGGUCCACAGAGAGGGGCGCCCAUCUCCUGCAUCUCAGUUAUCCCGGUGUUGGGAAUUCUGUGCCCUAAAGAAUUCCGACUCAGAUCCAAACGGCAAUCUGGUGGAGUUGAGGGUGAAAGGCCAGAGGGACGAUGUUCUACUAUCCCAACGUGCUUCAGCGCCACACCGGCUGCUUUGCCACCAUCUGGCUGGCAGCGACGCGCGGCAGCCGGUUGGUGAAGCGCGAAUACCUGAGGGUGAAUGUGGUGAAGACCUGCGAGGAAAUCCUCAAUUAUGUGCUGGUACGAGUGCAACCCCCGCAGCCCGGCCUGCCACGGCCCCGCUUCUCCCUUUAUCUCUCAGCCCAACUUCAGAUCGGUGUGAUCCGCGUCUAUUCUCAACAAUGCCAGUACCUCGUGGAGGACAUCCAGCACAUCUUGGAGCGCCUCCACCGUGCCCAGCUGCAGAUCCGAAUAGAUAUGGAGACUGAGCUACCCAGCCUACUGCUUCCUAACCACCUGGCCAUGAUGGAAACCCUAGAAGAUGCUCCAGAUCCCUUUUUUGGGAUGAUGUCUGUGGAUCCCAGACUUCCUAGUCCUUUCGAUAUCCCUCAGAUUCGACACCUCUUAGAGGCUGCAAUUCCAGAGAGAGUUGAAGAGAUCCCUCCUGAAGUCCCUACAGAGCCCAGGAAGCCAGACAGGAUUCUGGUCACUGUGCUGCCCCCUGAGGCCAUCACGAUCCAGGAGGCAGAGCCCAUACGGAUGCUGCGGAUUGAGGGUGAACAGGAGCUCCCAGAGGUCAGCCGCCGAGACCUGGACCUGCUGAUCGCAGAGGAAGACGAAGCUAUCUUGUUAGAAAUCCCCCGGCUCUCACCUCCAGCUCCUGCAGAGGUGGAAGGAAUAGCAGAGGCACUUCCAGUCCUGGUCCCUGAGGAGCUGAGGCCGACAGGCUGGGAGCCUGGGGCCCUACUCAUGGAAGUGACCCCCCCAGAGGAACUGCGUCUGCCAGCCCCACCCAGCCCAGAGCGGAGGCGGCCCCCAGUCUUCCCACCUCCUCGCCGCCGUCGUCGCCGGUUACUGUUCUGGGACAAGGAGACUCAGAUCUCCCGGGAGAAAUUCCGGGAACAACUGCAAACCAGAGCCCACUGCUGGGAAUGUCCCAAGGUGCAGCCUCCUGAGAGGACCAUCACAGGCCCUGCAGAGUUGUUCAGAACCCCAGCUCUCUCUGGCUGGCUACCCCUUGAACUACUGGGUCUCUGGACUCGCUGUGCCCAGCCACCCCCAAGAGCACUCAGGCGAGAGCUGCCCGAGGAGGCUGCUGAGGAGGAGAGAAAGGCUGAAGUUCCGAGUGAGAUCGAGGUCCCGAGGGAGGCCCUGGAGCCCAGUGUUCCCCUUAUGCUGUCUUCAGAGCUCUCCCUAGAGGCAGCUGAAGAGGAGAAGUCCCGCAUCAGCCUCAUCCCACCAGAAGAACGGUGGGCCUGGGCUGAGGUGGAACAGCCAGAACCUCCUGCGUUGCCCGUGGUGCCUGAACUCCCUGAGGUGCCCAUGGAGAUGCCUUUGGUGCUGCCCCCAGAGCUCGAGCUGCUCUCACUGGAAGCUGUGCACAGGGCAGUGGCACUGGAGCUGCAGGCCAACAGGGAGCCCGACUUCAGCAGCCUGGUGUCACCCCUCAGCCCCCGCAGGAUGGCCGCUCGGGUCUUCUACAUGCUUCUGGUGCUCUCAGCGCAACAGAUUCUUCGCGUGGAACAAGAAAAGCCAUAUGGUCGCCUCCUGAUCCAGCCGGGGCCCAGAUUCCACCAAGGUUAGAGUCCAUUUACAAAGCUGCCAGGAAACCGGCCACUUCUAGUAAACCAUGUCAUGGCUCACUGGGUCCUGCUUACUUCAUUUCUGAAUGUGCAUUUCCAGCCUUCUUGCUCUCAAAGCUAUUGUUCAAGCAGAAAACAAGCUGCUUUUAUUACAGUA
Mandrillus leucophaeus (drill) is the source of this 2246-nucleotide messenger RNA. RefSeq names its product REC8 meiotic recombination protein (gene REC8). NCBI's taxonomy places the organism in Eukaryota, Metazoa, Chordata, Mammalia, Primates, Cercopithecidae. Gene Ontology annotation, cellular component: synaptonemal complex; cohesin complex. Gene Ontology annotation, biological process: replication-born double-strand break repair via sister chromatid exchange; synaptonemal complex assembly; mitotic sister chromatid cohesion. Gene Ontology annotation, molecular function: chromatin binding; protein binding. Bases 438 to 2090 code for a protein of 550 amino acids. The transcript has 20 exons. The record is from RefSeq and is a predicted model, not a curated record.